Merops nubicus (carmine bee-eater) is the source of this 669-nucleotide messenger RNA. Its product is annotated as F-box only protein 6-like. Lineage: Eukaryota; Metazoa; Chordata; Aves; Coraciiformes; Meropidae. Gene Ontology annotation, molecular function: ubiquitin protein ligase activity; protein binding. Gene Ontology annotation, biological process: SCF-dependent proteasomal ubiquitin-dependent protein catabolic process; glycoprotein catabolic process. The record is from RefSeq and is a predicted model, not a curated record. The transcript has 5 exons. The annotation marks the transcript as partial. Gene Ontology annotation, cellular component: cytoplasm; SCF ubiquitin ligase complex.
AGGCUGGUCUGCACCCAGUGGCGCUACGUGGUAGACCUGGCCACCCUCUGGAAACGCAAGUGCCAGCGAGAAGGGUUUUACCUCCAGAGUUUGGACAGGACCGUCUCUGACUGGAAGAUCUUCUACAUGCUCUGCAGCUUGAAGAAAAACUUAAUCAAAAACCCCUGCGCAGAAGAGAAAUUUCAGCACUGGAAAAUUGAUAAAAACGGAGGAGAUAAAUGGAAGAUUGAGAACCUGCCUGGAGCUCAUGGAAACAGCAUACCAGACCCCACAGUACACAAAUACUUUGUCACUUCAUAUGGGUCAUGCCUCAAGUCCCAACUCAUCACCCUGCAAAAUGAAGGAUACUGGAACCAGUUGAUGGAUGAGACACGGCCUGAAAUUGUAGUCAAGGACUGGUACGCCGCCAGGUUUGACUGCGGGUGCCGCUAUGAACUCACCGUCAGGCUGCUUUCUGAAGACUACAUUGUCCUGGAGGAGUUCCACCCUGAGCCCGUGGUCAUAGAGCAGUGGAGUGAUGCCACGUGGAGAGAGAUUUCUCACACCUUCCAGAACUAUCCAGCUGGGGUUCGUUACAUCUGGUUCCAGCACGGGGGCCAGGACACCCAGUUCUGGGCAGGCUGGUACGGGGUGCGGGUGACCAACAGCAGCAUCACCAUCGGGCCCUGA